AUGGCUGUGAGAGAUUCGGAGAAGCUGGAUGAUAGCGUGACCCCGCUGAAGACAAAGGGUGAGAUUGACGUCGUGCGCCUGGAAGCCGCCCUGGGACACAAACAGGAGCUCAAGCGAAAUUUUAGCUUAUGGAGCUUGACCAGUCUAGGUAUUGUCAUUGCAAAUUCUUGGGCGUCAACCGGGGGGACUAUUGUGGCUGCUUUGAAAAAUGGAGGACCUAUGGCUGUUAUUUACGGCCUUAUUCUCGUGAGCGUCUUCUAUACGGCUAUCUCUGCAUCAUUAGCUGAGCUGGCUUCGUCGAUGCCGUCGGCCGGAGGCGUGUACUAUUGGUCCUCGGUGUUGAGUCGAAGUCGCGGCCGUGGAGCUGGAUUCUUUACCGGGUAUCUCAAUGCGUGUGCGUGGCUUCUGUCCGCUUCGUCGAUGAGCUCCAUGCUUGGUAAUGAGGCAGUGGCGAUGUACCUGCUGAAGCACUCCGAGAUGACCUGGAACUCAUGGCAGGUAUUUGUUGUGUUCCAAAUCGUCAAUUGGACUUGCUGUGCAAUUGUCUGUUUUGGAAAUCGAUUUAUCCCACUGAUCAACCGCAUUGCCUUGACUUUGUCCAUGUGCGGGUUGCUCGUCACGGUUAUUGUGCUUGUGGUAAUGCCAAAGACAUAUUCCACCAACUCGCAGGUGUGGGUCGAGUACCACAACGAGACUGGUGGAUGGUCAGAUGGCGUGUGCUUCAUGACAGGCCUAUUAAACGCUGCAUUUGCAGUCGGUACACCUGAUUGUAUCAGCCAUCUUUCGGAAGAAGUUCCCAAACCCGAAUCUAGGGUUCCCCUGGGCAUCAUGCUUCAAAUGUUAACCGCCUUCACAACAUCAUUCGUUUACUUAAUCGCCCUCUUUUAUUCAAUUCAAGAUCUAGACGCUGUAUACACCAGCAGCAUCGGCUUCUUUCCAACCGCCGAAAUUUAUCGACAGGCGACAGGGUCAAAUGCCGGCGCCAUCUGUCUCAUCGCCGUACUCUUCCUAGCGACAUUUCCAACAUUGAUUGGCACCUUCGUCACAGGCGGUCGGAUGUGGUGGAGUCUUGCACGCGACAAUGCAACCCCCUUCGCCAGCUAUUUUGCCCAAAUUCAUCCUACCCUCAACUGCCCCGUCCGCGCAACAGUCGCCAUGAGCAUACUCGUGACAUGCUUGGGAUGCAUAUAUGUCGGUAGCACAACCGCUUUCCAGGCACUGAUUUCUUCAUUCAUCGUACUGAGCUCACUCUCUUACCUCGGUGCAAUUUUACCUCAUGUUCUCUCCGGGCGCCAGAAUAUGGUUCCGGGACCUUUCUAUAUGGGACAGAAGCUUGGGAUGGCAGUGAACAUUACUGCGCUCCUUUAUAUUGUGGUUACUGUGGUGUUCUUCUGCUUCCCGUUGGUGCUACCUGCUACAGUGCAGAAUAUGAAUUACACAAGUGUUAUCAUUGUGGGAUUGAUGGCUUUGACAGCGCUGUGGUGGGUGCUCAGAGCCAGGCGUGAAUAUCUAGGUCCGCAAUAUAGCUUUGAAGCUGCAGAGCGACUCAGUGCUUUCCAGUCAGGGAAAGAAGGGCGACGGUCAUUUAUUGACCUGGCUAGUGAGUCACCUGGACCCCGUCUCGAGAAUCAUCCAGCUUUUAGGAGAUGA
This is a messenger RNA of Penicillium verhagenii, 1650 nucleotides long. Its product is annotated as putative choline transport protein. The transcript has 3 exons. Gene Ontology annotation, biological process: amino acid transport; transmembrane transport. Bases 1 to 1650 code for a protein of 549 amino acids. NCBI's taxonomy places the organism in Eukaryota, Fungi, Ascomycota, Eurotiomycetes, Eurotiales, Aspergillaceae. Gene Ontology annotation, cellular component: membrane. The record is from RefSeq and is a predicted model, not a curated record. Gene Ontology annotation, molecular function: transmembrane transporter activity.